Eubalaena glacialis (North Atlantic right whale) is the source of this 691-nucleotide messenger RNA. Its product is annotated as cilia- and flagella-associated protein 251-like. The coding region runs from base 18 to 518 and encodes 166 amino acids. The transcript has 2 exons. NCBI's taxonomy places the organism in Eukaryota, Metazoa, Chordata, Mammalia, Artiodactyla, Balaenidae. The record is from RefSeq and is a predicted model, not a curated record.
CGCAGGGCCUCGGCGUCAUGCGGGAAAGGGGCAGCCCCAUGGCGGUAACUCGAAGAGGGCUCGGCGAGGGCCUGACGGGUUUGGAGGCUGGAACAAGGAAGGGAAGUCCUCACCUGUCCGGUCCGGGCUCAAAGGGCCGGGGCGAGGGGCUCCCCGGCCUGCUCGGCGCGCGCCUCCCCCAGCCCCGCCCCCGCCAUGCUGUGGGACCUGGUGCCCGCAGCUGCCGGCUCCCGCUUCCGCUAGCUACCGGAAGUGCGGUGCAGCGAGAAGGAAAGUGGAGAGAGCGCGGCACCCGGCCGGCCUGCCCUGAGAGACGGAAACGAAGAUAUGGUAUGCAGAGUAUAUCUCAAGUAGAGAAAAAAGAAGUAGAAGAAGAAGAAGAAGGAGAAGGAGAAGAAGAGGGAGAAGAAGAAAGGGAAGGAGAAGGAGAGGAGAAGAAUGAGGAGGAGGAGAAGAAGGAGAAGGAGAAGGAAGAGGAGGAGGAGAAGGAGAUGACAACGAAGAAGAAGAAACUCUAAAUUUCAGCUUGUCCCCAGCUUCGGGGCUGGGGUGGCCCAUGGAGCCAGCUCUGAGUGGGCUGCCGGCCUUCCCCUUCCCCAUUCAGCUUGUCAGAUGAUGCCCCUAGUAAGGGGUCAGCCCAGCACCCUCUCACCGCCCCCCCACAGCCCUCCCUGGCCACUCCUGCCCACCA